UUCCCGCUUAAUUUAUAUUGAUUUAUAUAGAUAAAUCUUUAGCAUUUGUGAGUUAGAUCCAGGUUUUUGGUUAGAUCAAAGAUCAACAUACCUAUUUGGAAUCUUACGUCAAUCAAAUAAUUUGGUUCUAGUUAUUUUUUUAUUGACGUCGUUAUUAUUUUUACAAAACUACCAUAAAGUGAUUAGAUCCUCUUUGAUCUUAGAUAUAAUUUUUAUUCCUGACAUUGGGAAAAUCGUUGUGGAAUUCGAUUUAUAGAAAUUGGAAUUGGAUUGGUUCUAAUUCUUUGAUGUUGUAAUAAUUAUAAAAUCAUAUUUAUUAAUGUCAACAUGAGUGAAGAUGGUCCAAGUACCCCAAGGAGAGCGUCACGCGUGAGGAGUAAGCCUAGGAAAUACGGCGAUUUCUUUGACCUAUCCUUGACAAAACGGAAGCACGAAGAAGAGGUGGAAAGCUCUGAGGAUGACGAUAAUGAAGUGCAAUGUCUGCAGAAACCUACAGCAUUGUUCAGCAAUGAUGAUGUUGAAGGCCAAGACAUUUUCAAGUUUAAAUCUCGUCAUACAAAGCUUGAUCUUCAAAAUAAAGUUAAAGCCACCAUCAGCAGUUCACCAAAAGUCAUAGAAUCUCCAAUGAAAACUCCGCGAAAAAGUAUUUUAAAGGGAAUUAAUAGUCCCUUUAUGAAAUUAACUGAGGUUACUACUCCUAAACAUUUUAAGGAUGUUAUGAAGAAACGCAUACUAAAGGAGAUCGAGAGUGACAGUGAAGAGACUGACUUCUCUGGGGAUAGCAGUGACUUUGUACCUGAAGAAAGUGAAGAGUCGGGGUCUUCACCAGAAUCUGAAGAAGAUGACCGUGAAGAAGAACAAAAGGAAGAAAAAAUAAAGAAACCAAGCAAAGUACAAAUUGUUAAGAAUAAAGACACGAAAAUGAAGCACAGAGACCCUGAUUACAUAAUCACACCUGAUAAUUAUUUUAUGAUGCACUCUAGUAAAAAGAUAACAACUUCUGAUCAUACCCUAGCAAGAUUAAAGAACAUAAACAUCACUAAUCGCCUACUAGACACAGACUCCUACAUAAGUCAAGAACAUAAAAAGAAUAUAUCUGAUCUUAGUAAUUCAUAUGAACACCUAUUCAACAAAUGGCUUUAUGUUUUGAGUGAAAAUUAUAAUAUCAUACUUUACGGCAUUGGUUCCAAACGCCCACUAUUGCACCAGUUUCAAAUGCUUAAGUUGCAAGACUUUCCCUGUAUUGUUGUUAAUGGAUUUUUCCCAAGUCUUACAGUGAAGAGCGUGUUAGAAACCAUUGUAAUAGAUUUAUUAGGAAACAGUACUGUACCCUCAAACAUUAGUGAUGUUGUCAGCCUAAUAGAAAACCAGUUGAAAGAAAAAGGAAUGGAAUUAUUCCUUAUAAUACAUAAUAUAGACGGUACUAUGCUUCGUAACGCCAAAACACAGUCUACGUUAGCCAGUAUCGCACAGAUAAAGAAUAUUCGUACUAUAGCUACUAUUGAUCAUAUCAAUGCGCCUUUGUUAUGGGACCAUUCCAAACUAAGCAAGUUUAAUUUCACAUGGUGGGAUGUGACUACUUUCCAGCCAUAUACUGAAGAAACGGCCUUCGAGAAUUCGCUGAUGACUCAACGAAGUGGCGCCCUUCAGCUUUCGUCGUUGCGUAGCGUUUUUGCCUCUCUGACUACGAAUGCUAAAGGAAUAUACAAUAUUAUCAUACAACAUCAGUUAGAGAACCACAAGCAAUCACAUUAUCAAGAAAGUAAUGUUGUGAUCAACGAUUACGAGAUUUUUAAAUAUUUAAAAUCAUACCUAAUGGAAAUACUUAUUUUCAAUUAUUGCACUUGUAGUGUAAGUAAGCGAGAUUCAAGCAAACGGCUUUCGAAUUAUCCAUUUGAAAAGUUUUUAAAGGACGUAACAGUUUUUAUUCAUGUAUUUUUAUUGCCAUAGUAAGUAAACUAGACUAAUCUAAUAACCAUCUCAAGAAUACUAAUACAAUCGUCUGCGACACAACCACGCCAAUAACCUGGUCUCAAACUGGAGAAUUCCCUGUACUAUGAGUACUAGAGUAAAUAUUCACUUGGGGGCACGAGCCAAAACGCCCAGAUCAGAGCUAAUUUAGUAAAGUUCAUUUCGACAAUUAGUCCAACCAAAAAUCGAACCGCCGACCUUCAGUUGAGAGGAAACCCUUCUCCCAUCGCUGUACUAAAUAAAUAAUUGUAAUUUUAAAGUUUCAGACAAGUCUUUCAUUUCCAUUAAAAUCCUUACACAUUCGGUUCCGCACGUCUGCACGACGGGCAACCUUGUUUUCACCUCUAUGAACGCCUGCUUAGAUUUAUUUUUCUUUGUAGUGAGCGCCUGGCGUCAUUAGUAAGAUUUAGUACGCUAUUAUUGUGUAGGUAUAAUAUUCGAUUUUGUGAUGUCGUAUCUCUUACGUAGUAACUAUAAAGUAAUCUGUGCUUAUAUUGACUGACGUCAAUAAUCGUCUAAAACUUUUGCAUGUUUCGGCAUCAAGUUUUGGAAAGUAUGUAAAAAACCCGCUUUUUCGUGCAGAUUUACAUAUUGAUUUAUUUCAUAUUUGAUUCACCAAUGAACAUCUUCACUUUGUAUCUUAAAUAGUAGGAACAUAGGUACUGAUUUUUUGCUUACAAAUAACUUCUACAUACUUCAGGCACCUGGCAUAUUAUGCUGAGUUAGCGUUCUUUCUCUGCUGUGACAAAAAUUUUUUUUUUAAUUUUUCCUUUCAUAUUUAAUCUAGUUUUGUGGCAUAGAGUGAAUAGUGUCUAUUUAUUUACGCAUAUUACUAUAAC
Molecule: messenger RNA, 2810 nt
Organism: Hyposmocoma kahamanoa
Lineage: Eukaryota; Metazoa; Arthropoda; Insecta; Lepidoptera; Cosmopterigidae
Gene: Orc2
Product: origin recognition complex subunit 2
Exons: 9
Coding region: 328-1950 (540 amino acids)
Biological process (GO): DNA replication
Cellular component (GO): nuclear origin of replication recognition complex; nucleus
Molecular function (GO): DNA replication origin binding
Source: RefSeq, a predicted model, not a curated record